Molecule: messenger RNA, 10942 nt
Organism: Spirometra erinaceieuropaei
Lineage: Eukaryota; Metazoa; Platyhelminthes; Cestoda; Diphyllobothriidea; Diphyllobothriidae
Source: the annotation of a GenBank genome assembly
AUGCGCCAUCCCGAGAGUCCCAAUCACUACUAUGCCAACCGCGCCUUCUCAAAUCCCACAGCGUGCACUGCGACGACCGCCCUCACUGCAGAUGUUCAGUACCACCGUGCCCCACCGCUGUCGGUCACCACCAUCUCCAUCAUCCCUGCCAUAACCUCCGCGGCGGCGGCGACUAAGGCGACCAGCACAGUUUCCAAUCCAAUCACCGAACAAAACUCUUCCGACGGCCCGCCCACCGCCACCAGCUUCCCCAUUAACACCACCAUUUUCGUUCUUGACAGUAGGUGGGAAAAACCUUGCCGACUGGUGGUCUUAGUCUGGCUGCGAUAGGCCCUUCUCGUCGUAGCCUCUGGUACUGUAAUGCAUGGGAGAUCCAUGCCAUGUGGCACAGAGACUGACUUACGAAUCCUGGAGCACCGGCAUGCAUCAGGCAUCAUCGCCUUGAUUGCUCGCACUAUCCUCACACAUUCAACCACCACAUGAGCCCAUUAGGCCACAUGUGGCUUCCUGAAGACCUAUGGUAGGAGAUUUAUGUUUAAACCACACCAUGACAUCUCUUCUCAUCAGCGUCCACAAUACACGUGACCACCCCCAACGCCGUACAACACAAGCUUGUGAUUAAAACUUGUCGUAUAUGUGUGAAGUUUGUUCCUUAUCCCCUUCUCUGUGUGGCUCGUUUGCCGCACUUGUAGUCCGGGCCUGACGUUACCACGGUAAGCUGAGUGCAGUGGCUUAGAAUGUUGCCAACUGACGAUCGAACUCGGACUUGGCACUCAGCAUAAUAAGUGUUUGUUCGGAGCUCAGUACAGUUUAAUUAAUAGGAAGUUAGGCGAGCUUCCAUUUCGGCUUUAAAAAUAACGGUCAGUUUGGCUUCCUAGUUGGCUGCUCCAAACUUUAUUGUUUUAUGUCACUUCGGUCGAUUCUCUUGUGGCUACAGCGCAGUAACAGUUGUUUCAGCAUGGGACAGAUGCUGAGGUAAACAAGGUAAACAAGGAUACCUUGACGUAAGUCUUUUUACAGUAGCAGGGUGAUUAGGAUGUUAAACACCCUUCCUGCUGGUGUUGUAUUGUCUUCCUGUGUGAAUUCAUUUAAGUGUAGACUCGAUGCGCAUCAAGCUUCCCAAUUACCAGCCAAGCGCACAGCCUCAUAACCAAUCGUCGAACUUACAUACGUCUAUGUUACUUGCAGUAAGCGAGUAGACGUUUGUGUACACGGUCUUUGAAAAACGGAAAGCUGUUUGCGUUCCGCGUGCAAUUAUGUUAACAAUACCUUCUUCAGUUUUUCGCUUUCUAGUGCCUUUUCCCAGACUAUUUGCAACCGACGGAGAGUUCAAAAGCGUUCGCCUAACUUCCUAUAAAUUACACUGAACUGAGCUCCGAACAAACACUCACCAGGCUGACUGCCAAGUCCGAGUUCGAUCGUCAGUUGGCAACAUUGUAAGCCAAUUCACUCAGCGCACCGUGGUAAAGUCAGGCCCGGAUUACAAGUGUGGCAAUUGAGCUACAUGGAGAAGGUGCCAAAGAACACACUUCACACCUAUACGACAAGUGUGUUGUACGGCGUUGGGGUGGUCACGUGCAUUGUAGGUGCUGAUGAAAAGAGAUGUGAGAGUGCUAUGACAGGGAUGAUAGAGAUGGUGGUGACCGACGACGGUUGGGUACAGGGGUGCUGAGCAUUGGCAGAGAGGGCGGUCAUCGUAGUGGACCCUGUGGGAUUUGAGAAGGCGCGGUUGGAGAGGUAGUAAUUGGGACUCUCGGGAAGGUGCAUUGCAUUCUAAGAAGUUCGACGGAACCAAUCCGCGCACGGAAUGUUCGUUGACAACGCGGGCAUGUUCAAAGCAGUUAAGGGCUGACGUUGUGGGUCUGGGACGCCUGAGACUUGCGAGCAUCCCUUUCGGCUUUGACAAUGACGGUUUGUUUGGCUUCCUAGUUGGUUGCUCCAGCCUAUAUUGUUCUAUUGCACGUCGGUCGAUUCUUUUGUGGCUACAUCGCAUGUGAAGUUGUUUCAGCAUGGUACAGAUCCUGAGGAUUCCAGUACGUUCCAGAACUUCUUUAUCCGCCACCCUUUACUACCACCUCAGCAUUUGUAUCCAGCAGAAACAACUAAGGUGAAAUUGAUCGCGUUUCCGCAGUGGUUUUACGAAGAUUGUCCAGAUCUUCAAGCUAGGCAGACGAAUUUAUACAUCUUCGGUUUGGUGUUCAGCUGCAGACCGUAGCAAAUUCAUGUGGGGUUCUGAAGCCGGCCAAGUGCCCGGUUGGCUUUGGCGAUUCGUCCUCGAUUUUGAUGUAGCGUGAGGAUGGGCUGCCUAAGCAGGCGAAGUCGUCCAUGGUCUUCAGUCGGAUACCGUUGAGGUGGAUGUGAGGAUCACUGUAUGCAGCGUUGGGUGACGACCGAUGCAUAACCACCAUCUCGUCAAUGUUAAUGGUCAUCUCGAAUUUGGCGCAACCGAAGAUAAACGGUUCCAUCCUCCGUUAAAUUUAAGCUUCUGUGUCGGUGUUGAGUCCGCAGUCGUCAUCGAAAAGUUGGUCGUGGACUGUAGUCCUAAAGAGACACGUUGAGACCAGUAUGUGCAGGUUGUUGAAAAGAUGGCCAUUAGUCCUGUAGACAGUGUGGCUUCCGGGACGCUCAUUACCUUAGACGUUCUUCAGUAUGGUAGAAAACUUGAGGCUGAAGAUGCUUGUGGGGAAGCAAGCUAAUUAGCAGCACUCCAGUAAUUACUGCAGAUGCUUCUGUGACGGUACCCUUGUCCGCGACGCGAGCCAUAAUCCCCUCAUAGAGCUGACGUACUAACGCUUGAUCGUUCUAUACGGGCGAUUUUCUGCCAGAUUUUGUAUAUUGCAUCGCGAUUUACCUUCUUGAAGGCUUUCAUUAAGUGCCAGAAUAUAGUGUGGAAGUGUGUCAGCGUUUUUUGGCACCUCCUUGCAGCUGGUGGAUGGCCAAAGCAUGUCGGUGGUUCCGCAGCGUCGUUAGGAUCAACAAUUACAUUCGGGAUGUAGUGUUUGCUUGCGAUGGCCGUUCAGGCGGCCGAGAAUUCUGCGAGCGAACAUCUUCCAAACGAUUUUGAACAGCGAUUGCCUGUGUGGUUAACAGAGAAUCGCGGUUUCUUUUCCGUUUGUGGAAAUGAACUGUUGUCACAUCGUAUAAAUACUGAAAUAUGGAGGCACAUCUCCUGAAAUAUCGUUGUAAGUUGCUCCAGGAACAGAUGAUCUCUGUGCUUGCUGAAUUCUUUCGGAAACCAGUCGGAUCUCACUGCCUUUCUGCUGGAGAAAUGGUUCACGGCGCCAAACGGUUUUGGAAGAGGAGAUGGCAUAUCCUUUUCGCCGUUUGUUUCCUAUUGAGGAAGUCGGUCGAUGGCAGCGUCGUAGAUUAUAUAUGGUCUGUCAAGGACACAUCUUAACAGCUUGGCCCUGCGUUUUAGAAUUUGUGUUUUCUCCGGUAGAAAUAUGGUUCCACAGGAUCUGAGAAACAGUCUGGCCCCUUGACAGUGGAGCUGCAGACCGCGUUCAGUAAUGUGGAGUUCUUGUUUUAUUUGCGGUUGGUGCACACCCUCAUUUGCUGGAAGUUGCGAGUCAUCCAGGCGUUUCGCAUCUCCCUCAGUCGCUGCUGCGUGAGACGGUGAUAGCGAAAGAUGGUCGAUUUGUUGGCUUCGGUCGGCUGAUUCAUCUAGGCGUUGUGUAGCCUGUGGUUUUCAUUGACCAGUUGGCCGAUGUCUGCAUCGUUGUCGCCGAACCAGUCCUAGUACUGACAAGUGGCGCUUCUGACAGCAUCCCCGGCAGUCGAGUAAAUAGCAUUACGCAGUUCACACCGUCGUGUCAACGAUGUGGCGUCGUUGAUCGAGGUCGGCAGUUCUUUCACGUUCUGGGUUAAAGGAUUAAUGGAUUGUGAGCGUUCGACGGAGACAUUAAACAAACAAAAGUUAACCUACCUGUUGAUCACUCACCUCGCAGACAGAGUCACACUGUGAAGACGACGAGAUGGUGAUCGGUCCACCCACUGGCGUCGUAGAUAACUUUAGUCACCUUCACGUCCUGUCGAUCCGGUCUCCACACGAGAGCUUAUUCUAGCACUUGCCAUCGCCGCGUGAUGCGCGGUUGUGUCCAGGUCGCCGUCUUAUGUGCUGACGGUCGGAAGAAGUUAUUGGUAAGGAGAAGGCGAUGUUUUAAUGCUGCUUUACAGGAGAUGGAGGCCGUUGUCGUUGCAGCUGCUAAAUCCGUGCGUACAAAGCACUUCCCUGCAUGUCCCCCAUUCCGUCCCGACGCCGACAUUGAAAUCACUACGGACAGCAAACUUGUUCAUCUUCGGCCCAUUCUCCAGGGGUACAUUUUAGUCUCCAUACAACUUGCUUUUUGUUUCAUCAGAGUUGGUAAUUGGGGAUAGCUGGGUGUGCACACUGGCGAUGACGGCGACCAAUUUGGCUGCCCGAUGAGGCAGGCGCAAGCUCAUGUGUCGGUCGUUUGCAUCCUGUGAUGGACAGGCCAGUCUUCCCACGAUGUCGCGCCAGAUGACGAAAACGACAUAAGUGUCACACCUCCGUGCACUUUGGCGGCCGCUCUAGAAGGUGCGGCCGACACAUACCUACUCCAGUUGGUCCUGUUCUGCGAAGUGGUUUUGUCUGAGAGCAGUGCUACUCCCUUUGUAAUCUACCCGUUGUCGCAUGACUGACGUCGUUUUACCUUCCGACAGACUGCUGCUUCGAUUAUCUAAAUGGGAAAGAAAAUUUCAGGCGGCCACACUAGGUGGGCUCACUCUGACAUCCGGGGCGGACGGAUACGUGCAUGGGUUGUUGUUUGCCUGAUACUUUCGACCAAGAAUUGUCCAGCUGCGACCCACGGUCUGCGUGCAGAUGGCGGGAUCGCUUCAUUUGUUUAGGGCACCUUUUCUGCCCCAUUUCUACAUGAGAGAGUAAGAAGUGCUGAUGUUGAAUACGGCUGCCAAAACGUCCCAGACGGCUACCGAACUCCUCUGAGAAUCAAAUUUUAAUGUUAGUGUGAGACUGACCUUAUCUAAGCUGAAGCGUCUAUUGGAUCACGUCGCCGGUUGGUUUUGACUUCUGUGUGGUCGUAGCUAUGGAAAUAUCUUUUCUCUUGAUUUGGUUCCGAAGCAUGCAUCGACAGACAGGGUAAUAAGGACAUCAAUUCUAUGACAGUAGCUUUUAUUGUGACGUCGGGCUACGCGGUCUUAUUGACAAAACAUGAUAAUAGAUUCGGGCAGGAAUACGAAACGUCAGGCUAGUAAAUCUGUUGUCCCGGCGAUCGUGUCUUCUUCUUCUUCUUCUUCUUCUUCUUCUUCUUCUUUCUCUUCUCCUUCUUCAAGACACGCAUUCCUUUAAUACCGGGGCGGUAAUAUUGAAUUCGUGGGUGGGACAAACGAAAAUGACGAACAACUGUUUUCUGGAAGUAAAAAAUUACUUAUGUAACUAUCUUUACUUAGAUACACAGAUAAGGCAUAAAAAGUCGACGCGCGCUCUGAACUACUGGAAGAAAGGAGCUAUGAACGGGCGGAAAAGUAAAAACCGAGGCAAUAUUUUUAGAUAUUCGAGGUCAAGGGAUCCCAGCCGGUGAGGACCAAUCACACCAAGGAUAAAGCAUGCUAAAUCUCUUGCUCUGACGGUAACCUUUAGACCUAGCCCCAAACUCAAACCCUAACCCUAACGCACAGCUUUGCUAAUAGCAUUUGAGGCAGGUGAAGGGUAGGACGAUCCGAAGGAGAGGUUUCCAAUUAAGCCUACACAAAUGAAGUGAGUGGAUAUUUCGCGGGAGUAAAGACUGGGUAGGGACACAUAUUCAAUUGUCAUCUACUUUAAUUCUGUUCAAUAAAUGUCUUUAUCGGAACGCUGGAUUAUUGCUUCAAGUAAUUAACUGCUAACAGAGACGGCUUUGUGGGAGAUAGGAUGACUGCUCCCAAAAUGCAUGUAGCCUUUUAAUAAACUGAAGCCUGAGGCGCUCUCUCCGUGUUUCUGUGUACAGGGCCAUCCAGAAAUGCAGUUGCCUGCUAACCCCUGUUUUACAGGCAAACCAUCUUCCUGGAAAAGUGUAGUUUUGGUUAAAUAUGGCAUAAUUCUAACUGAUCCUUCUUGGAAACAAUAAAUAUUUCGUUAAUGUGGCACAGUCAAAAUUUCAAGUCAGCUGCGUGGAGGGAGCCAGCAUUCAAUAUUCGCAUUACAGCUUUUGCUGUAAGAACGCUUUUGGCGAACGGGAUUAAUUUGUAGUUUUUGUUCUUCACAAUUCCUGCGUGUCAAGUCAGUCAGUGUUUUAAAAUCAUAAUUCACAGAUCUUAGUCGGCGCUACAAAAUCGACGAACUCAAAUCGAGAGUACCAGAACAAAUCCCCGACGUCAUCGCCAUAACGGAAACUUGGCUUAAUGUCGAAAUCAUGGAUGCUAAGAUUUCGAUACCGGGUUACCAGCUGUUUCGUAGAGACCGUCAAAAUAGGCAGGGCGGAGGGGUAGUCGUAUAUGUAAGGGAAGGAAUUUCAGCAGUUGAAAGAGCCCACACCCUAUCCCUUGAAUAUGAAUCCGUAUGCAUAAAGAUAAAAAAGAGCAAUGCACAAAAUCUAGAAUUUCUGGCGAUUUACAGACCACCAAAUCUUUUGAGUGCAGCUGAUGAGUCGCUCCUUGGUUUAGUCAAAGACGUAGCUAGCCACCAAGACGUACUUAUUGCUGGGGAUUUCAACGCACCUGCAAUAGAGUGGGAAAAUAUGGCAGUUAAUGGUGGACCAGCCUCUUUCAGCAAUAAGCUACUGGACCUCACACUCGAUCUUCCUCUGGCGCAACAUGUGAAGGUACCAGAAAGAUUUCGAGAGAACCAGAGAGCAAAUUGUCUAGACCUAGUUUUCACUAAAGACUUCUGUAAUAUCGACGAAGUGUAUUCCAAUGCACCUCUCGGGAAAAGUGACCAUACCACGCUAUUAUGGGAUUACUCGCUCUUCUCUAAACGCCAGAAGAGAACAGAGGGCCAGCCUAAUAUAUGGAAGGCAGAUUUUAAUAUGAUGAAGAACGAAUUGCUGUCCGUGAUUUGGGACCAAAUAUUCAGGGGAGAUCCGUAGGACGACUGGAGAUCUUUUAAAUCGAUUUCACUCGAUCUGAUUAGGCGCUUUUGUCCACCUAAAGUACAAAAAAUAACUAGUCGACCAGCUUGGUUAACUAGGGACCUAAAUAAGCAGCUACGGAAGAAAAGCAAAAGAUGGAAAAUAUUCAGGGAAACUGCGUCACCAGCGCAUUUCGAAGAAUUUCGUCGUCAACGAAACGCCGUCAAAAAAUGUAUCCGUCAGGCACGGAAGGAGUAUGAAUCCAAAAUUAUACGACAGGCUGAACAGAAGCCUAAGAUUUUAUUUCACUAUCUGAACAGUAGACUGAAAAAAAGGACCCGGUCGCGGUGCUGAAGGAUGAUAAUGGUGUAGAGAUCAUUAAGAACAACGAGAAAGCCGAAUACUUAGGACAGUAUUUUGCCUCCGUUUUUACUAGAGAAACUGAGUUUCGCUGUCGCAGUUCCGGCAAUGCUCUUGAGACUGUUGGUCCCGUGCUUGACUCCAUACUCUUCCCGGCAGCUGCCGUGGAAAGGGAGCUGAAAAAUCUCAAAGAAGUAAAGUCCUCGGGUCCGGACAAUAUACCGGCCAAAUUCUUGAAGGAACUGGCGAAUGAACUUUCCAAACCACUGGCGCACAUCUUCCGCUCGUCAUUCGAAUUAGGGAGGUUGCCAUCGGAAUGGAAGACAGCAAAUAUCUUUCCGAUAUACAAGGGCGGGGCUCGCACUAAUGCUAACAAUUACCGGCCUGUUAGUCUAACCUGCAUCUGCUGUAAAAUAAUGGAGGUCAUAGUUAAGAAAGCAACUAUGGAGUUCCUGGAGCAGGGCCAUUUAAUCUCAGACCUGCAGCACGGCUUUAGACAGAACCGCUCGUGUCUUUCCAGUUUAUUGCUCUCGACGGAGCAAUGGACUCGCGCACUGGAUGAGGAUGGGAGGGUUGAUGUCAUAUACACAGACUUUAAGAAGGCGUUCGACAGCGUCCCACACAAACGCCUUAUCUACAAACUUUCUGAAAUUGGGAUAAGAGGAAAGCUGCUGACAUGGAUAACAGAUUUUCUUACCGGGAGAUCGCAAACCGUGUGCGUUGAGGCCUCAAGGUCAACUCCGACUCCCGUUUUAAGUGGUGUACCCCAGGGCUCCGUCUUAGGGCCGUUGCGAUUCCUGGUUUACAUUAACGACUGCGUCGACGACCUGAGAUGCAGCGCGAUCAUGUUUGCUGACGAUGUUAAGCUGUGGAGACCGAUCAGAUCUGAUGCAGACAGGUACGCGCUUCAAGACAGUCUCAACCGCCUAAACAGCUGAUCAGCUCGCUGGCUCCUCAAUUUUAAUGUGGACAAAUGUGUGGUCCUGAGACUCCGCACCAGACAGAACAGUAAGGAGGACGAUUCCUUUCAAUAUGUCCUUGGUGGUCAGUCCCUUUCAAAUGUUGUGGAACAGAAAGACCUGGGAGUCCUUAUGACCUCCUCGCUGAAACCAUCUUCACAGUGUCAAAGGGCAGCCAAAAGUGCGAUAAGGGUGUUAUUUGCGCUGAGGCGAGGAUUUGUGCAGAUCGACAAGGAGCUGUUCGGAAAACCUAUGGGGCAUUUGUCCGGUAUCACUUAGAGUAUGCAGUCCAGGCCUGGCGGCCGUGGUUAAAGAAAGAUUAUUAACGACUGGAAAGAGUACAGGCGAUGGCUACGAAGAUGGUCAAGAAUCUUCAUCAUUUGCCUUACGAAACCAGGCUGACUGAACUCAAUCUGUUUCCUCUAAAUUACAGGCAACUGCGCGGCGAUCUCAUUCAAACCUACAGGAUUGUCAGAAGCCGUGAGUGUGCCCUAGAUUUUGAUGACUUCUUUGAAUUGGCCCGGACUGACCGUCUGCGUGGUCAUCCGUUCAAACUGCAAAGGAAGCGGGCUCAUUCGGACGUCCGACGGAACGCCUUCUCACACAGGGUCAUCGGGGCAUGGAAUGGACUCCCUGAUGCCGUCGUUCUUUCAGAAAGUGUUAAAUCCUUUAAGUGCAGACUGGAUGCUCACUUGUUGAGAACCUACUGUACAUACAAUCAUGAUUGUUUUAGCGGCGGCAGUUUACGCCUGCCUCACAGUUACCGCUAACUUCUUAACGUUUCGCAUUUGCUGAUGUAAUUGAUGACUUUAUUUCUGUUUAUCGACAUUAAUAGGGUGCUCAAGGGCGAAAGCCUCAUUCCCUUAAUAAACUGACUUAAACUGACUUACAUGUGACUUACGCAUUUCGGAAAGCUGGCUUGUGACAGUCUGACCGUUGAUACCGACGAUGUCCACCGUGUGGUGCACAACUAGGUGCAGCAGGAACGGCUACUUGCACGUGAAUUAGUUUAAAGUAAUAGUAGACUUUCGCAGCGUCUACAGCACCCUAUCUUCCCCAUUCCUUCACCUGAACACGGUGUCAUGACAGCGUCAAAAAGACCAAGGAUGAGGAGGGCGUAGGUGGCUGACACGGUCGGGCACGCACGUCGGCGUGCCUUCACACCUCUUGGUACACAAUAUACACUUGACCAGGAUUUUUCACUAAAACAGCACCACAAUUAGUCAGAUAGACGUCAAGAAUGACUGGGCAGCCAUGCACACCACAUCUAUACCAUGCGGCAGCGCAAGCACAUCUACUGGCAGGAACCACGUGUCAGGCUAUUGCCAGCGCAAAAAAAGGCCACGAGGGCCAUGAUUUUCUGAGACUGGCAUAACAUACGAUGUCUGACCUUUUGACCUAGCUGCCUUGUACAUACGCAGUCACGAAUUCCAAGAUCGCGGUUCAUGGUUAGAUAAUCCUGUCGGACUGCUAGACCCUUCCAUAAUGUAGACCGGCAGUGGUUUAAAGUAGACCGAUCGGAGGCAGUGGGCAAAAACCGGUGAAUAUAAGGGUAUUCUAAAUGUAAUUACGUUUUAACACAACUGCGAAAUAUAAGUCAGUCAACUUUCCUAUCACUAAUAGCUCUUUUGAUCCACUACUUUUCACCCCGAUCCAUGUGUGUCUCCUGUUCAGUCAUACCCUCUGCAGCGUAUCCUGCCCGGUCCGUCUGGACAUCAUGCCACAAACGCGUGGCAAGCGAACGAUCAAGGUCAUGGCCGCUGUUCACAGCUUCUUUGUGCUGAUUGGCCACCCAUCAGCCUAUGACAGUUCCCCUUGCCAUAUAACCGGCCGUUUCCACAAGCCUCCUCACUUGCGCUGUUUAUCGUACUCAGUGCACGUCCUAUUUCAAAUGAAUCUUCUGUUCUGCAUACAUAACAUUAGCGACGCAGCCUAACGAACAUGGCUUCAUUGCCGCCUACACCGUUACCUUUCUGGCCAACGAACACCAAUAGGCCCCCAAGUGACUCGUGUUUGUAAUGGAAGAAGACAUUUGAGGAUUAUAUUGAACUACUACCGAUUUUGUCACCCACGAUUGUACAAGACGUCCCAUCUAAGUUAAAACUCCUCCAGACGAAUCUCGGAGACUUGGGACAACGAUAUUUCGAUGCCCUCAAUCUACAAAAGGCUAUAGAUCUCCAAACAGCCUUCACAAAACUCGAGUCAGCGUGGGGAGGAAAAGACAACGUCUUUCUCAGUCGCUAUCGGUUUUGUCAAAUGCGUCAAGAAUCCAAUCAAUGUGUCAGUGAUUUUAUUUCUAAUCUGACUCUGGCCAUCCAGGACUGUGGGUAUAAAGAGAUCAAGGCAGACAACUUUGAGCACGCAAUGCUCGUUCAGCAGUUGAUCGUCGGUCUUCGCGAUGAAAAGGCUCGGGAAAAUCUCUUAUCAGAGAAGAAGGAUUUGUCAUGGGAUAAAGCCUGUGAUAUAGCCAGUCAUCGGGAGCGCGUGCGACAAAACCUUCAGCAGCUAAAUCAGUCAAACGAUGGAGUGAUAGCAUCCUUGGAAUCUGAAAUGGCUGUCUUCUUAGUCAACGCUGCUGUGUCUUCACCUAGACAGUGA